AUGUACCUUAUAUGGGCUGCUGAAAAUUUGGUUAGAACUUUUAAGAAUUUUUUAAAGAAGAGUGGUAUGAAGUCAGACUUAGACACAGAAAUUGCCAGAUUUAUGUUAUCUUAUAAUAGUACCAAGCAUUGUGCUACAGGUGUAACACCAGCUGAGUUACAUAUUGGUAGGAAGUUAUUUACAUCUUUUGACAGAUUGGUGCCGAGAGCUAAAUAUAGAUAUAACAAUAGUAUGUUGGCAGCUAAGAGAGUUUAUAAAGGGGGUAGAGUUAAAAUGUUUGAAAUGGGGGAUGAUGUGAUGUGCCGGAAUUAUGCUAGUGGGGCUAAGUCAUAG
Macrosiphum euphorbiae (potato aphid) is the source of this 333-nucleotide messenger RNA. The record is from the annotation of a GenBank genome assembly. Lineage: Eukaryota; Metazoa; Arthropoda; Insecta; Hemiptera; Aphididae.